UCCUUACGGACAAUAGUUCUUUGCCGCAAGUCCUAACAAUAGAGAUGGUGUUUUAAUUUAGAUUUGCUGCUGGUUAAUUUUCAAAAGUCUUUUGUCUCAUUUUCAGCAAUAUUUUAUUGCUCUCAUUAACAGAAGGAUAAUGGGUCAAAAAAUCCGAAGAAACUUCUUAAUUCUGGUCAUUUUCGGCUUUAUCGGUUAUGGCACCGCGCAAGAACUACCCCAGAAUAAUCAAGAGCCUGCUCAGAGAAGUCUACGGAGUCAACUUGAACCAGUUUACCGAUUCGUAGAAUCAUUCUCAAACCCCGAGUCUUUUUCGCGAAUUUUCAAUGACAUCGCCACUUGGUACAGACAACAGUUGGCACCGUCCAUUGCCAAUGGUGGCAACUCACUACUGUCUUUCCUACCCUCGGUUGGAGGCAAAAACCGGGGUUCUGAAAGAAGUCAGUGGAAUCCCUUUGGGAUGAUGGAAUCUCAAAGUUCCGGCGCAAAUGAUGAUAUUGAUCUCAUCCCGGAAAUCGAUACGACACACUUAGACGCGUUCAUUCGAAGAUUGGUCGAUUCCUUACUCCCGAGGCCGAGCCCCCAGCAACUCGCUUCCCUCACAGCACAACAACUUACAACAACAAAGAAACCUAUCGCACCGAUGGAUCAUAAUAAUAUAGGCCGACGGCGUUUCCACGCAGCCACGCAUAAUCGCCAAUCGUGAUGUCUCUUCUGCCGGCAUGGUAACCUGUGAUAUACCACUCUGAGAGGGUAGAAAUAAAAUUGUAAAGUUUUAAUUUAACGAGUUUGUUCUAUUU
Messenger RNA from Bemisia tabaci, 800 nucleotides. RefSeq lists its product as uncharacterized. Lineage: Eukaryota; Metazoa; Arthropoda; Insecta; Hemiptera; Aleyrodidae. The record is from RefSeq and is a predicted model, not a curated record.